Stomoxys calcitrans (stable fly) is the source of this 6707-nucleotide messenger RNA. It is a transcript of the gene Col4a1, whose product is annotated as collagen alpha-1(IV) chain. Lineage: Eukaryota; Metazoa; Arthropoda; Insecta; Diptera; Muscidae. Bases 618 to 5954 code for a protein of 1778 amino acids. Gene Ontology annotation, molecular function: extracellular matrix structural constituent. The transcript has 9 exons. Gene Ontology annotation, cellular component: collagen trimer. The record is from RefSeq and is a predicted model, not a curated record.
GAGACACCACGAAGAACUUUUUUUUUCAAGAACGACAAUUUUCGAAUUUGCCUGCUGUUGUUCGCUGUGUGCUUAUUCUCCGAGUCCAGUAAUCAGUACGCUCCAGUCAAUCCAUAAAGUUAGAUCGACACGCUUUUUAUUCGACCAAAAAAAAAAACAGUUUUUCCUCUGUUAAACGAAACUAACCCUAACCCCAACUCCCCACAUCUGUCUGUGGAGCACCACCAACAUUCAACACCAAUGGGACAGAUGGAUGUGGUUCGCCUUUAACGAUUUUAACCGCAGAGGAAAGCAAAAAAAAACAGAAAAGAAAAGUUCAAAUGUUUUUGUAGUUUUUUCGCAUUUGUUGCUGAUGAUGUUGCUGCUUCUUUCCCAUUUGAAACUAGUUUAAAGAAAAUCUUAAAGAAAAAAUAAAACAAUUUAUAAGAAAAUUACAAACAGUAAUAUAAACAGCAUUGACUUACUACAACCACCACUAUUGAUAACUUCUCAAAAACUUAAGAGGUUCCCGCGAAACAAAAAAAAUAUAUAUUUUUUUAACUUAUUCUACUGUUUCUCCUAACUCCGUGGUGGAUCGUUAAGGAAACGGAAAUACGCGCAUACAAAAUUGGGGUAUAAUGGAGCCCCUGUGGAAGCGGCUACUAUUCGCCGCUGUAUUUGCUGGAGCAUUUCUAGGCAUAAAUGCUCAAUUUUGGAAAACUGCUGACACCGGAGCGAUUUACAAUACUGCCAAAAAUUAUCGGCCUGAAUUCGAAGCCCCCAGAAAUCCCAUUGACGAAAGUUAUUCCGUUAUUGACAGUGCCGGCAACAGUGCUCCUCCAAGAAAUUGUACAAGCGGUACUGUUGGCUGUAUACCAAAAUGUUUUGCUGAAAAGGGUAAUCGCGGUCUCCAGGGUCCAAUUGGUAAUCCUGGUCCCAAGGGUCUGCCCGGCUAUCCCGGUACUGAAGGUCCACCCGGUGACAAAGGUCAAAAAGGUGAUCCCGGCCCAAUAGGUCCACGUGGUUUGAAGGGUGAGCGUGGCAGCGCUGGUAUGCCUGGCAUGUCUGGAGUUCCAGGUAUUCAAGGUAUUGCUGGUAAUGCUGGCGCCCCUGGUAUUCCUGGUAAAGAUGGUUGUGAUGGUGAGAAGGGUCUUCCUGGUGUAACGGGUCUCAGUGGUAUGACUGGUCCUCGUGGUUAUCCUGGUCAACCUGGUGCCAAAGGUGAUAAAGGUGAACCUGCCAAAGAAAAUGGUGACUAUGCAAAGGGUGAAAAAGGUGAGCCCGGUUUUGCUGGCCGUGCGGGAAAUCCUGGCCCUGAGGGUCCUCAGGGUUCCAAAGGUGAUCGUGGCGAUACUGGUCCAUAUGGCGCCCCUGGUCCCCGUGGUGAUCGUGGUAUGAAGGGUGAAAAAGGUGCUCCAUGUUUUGCUCGACCACAACCCGGCCGCAAAGGUGAAAAGGGUGAGAAAGGUGAACCCGCUGGCACACUCAAGCUAACUAAUGCUCACACCAUUAGUGGCGAAAAGGGCGAAAGAGGAGAAAAGGGAGAGAGAGGAGAGAAUGGUGAAAAAGGUGCAGUUGGCUAUCAAGGUGAACAAGGUCGCGAAGGUAUGAAAGGUGAAAAGGGUCUUCCCGGUGGUCCUGGUGACAGAGGUCGUCAAGGUGCUUACGGUCCACCUGGUCCAGCUGGACAGAAAGGUGAUCGCGGUGAUACUGGUUUGAAUGGAUUGCCUGGUAAACCCGGUCAAAAAGGUGAUCCUGGACGUCCUGGAAAACCUGGUGAGCGUGGUCUUGUCGGUCCUCCUGGUCCCCCUGGUGGCGGUCGUGGAUCACCUGGAGCACCUGGCCCCAAAGGUCCCCGCGGUUACACUGGCGCCCCUGGUCCAAAGGGUCUGGAUGGUUUUAAUGGUCCACCCGGUCCCCAAGGUUUACCCGGUAUGAAAGGUGGUCCUGGUGUACCCGGCAACAAUGGUGUUGAAGGUCCUCCCGGCGAAAAAGGUGACAAGGGCAAUGCUGGUCGUCCUGGUCCAAUGGGUCCUCAAGGCCCUAUCGGCCAUACUGGUCCCCCAGGUCCUGAAGGUCAAAAGGGAGAAGCUGGACUUCCCGGUUAUGGUGAGCGUGGCUUGAAAGGUGAUGACGGUUUUCCCGGUGCUGCGGGUAUGAAGGGCGCUAAAGGUGAACGUGGUUUCCCAGGUACUGCCGGUGCCCCUGGUGAUUCAAAACUAGGUCGCCCUGGUACUCCCGGUCGUGUUGGUCCUCCAGGCCAGAAAGGUGAUCAAGGCAAUCCUGGUACCCCGGGACAGAAAGGUGAUAUGGGUCCAAAAGGUGAUGCUGGUGGAAAAUGCUCAAACUGUGCUCCUGGACAGAAGGGUGAUAAAGGUGACCGAGGCUCUGAUGGUGUUCCUGGUAGAGAUGGUGUUCGAGGUCCCCCAGGUGAACGCGGCUAUCCAGGAGAACGUGGUUCUGAUGGUAUUCCCGGUCCUCCUGGCGCACCUGGUGACAAGGGUAGAGAUGGAAAUCCUGGUGCUCCUGGUCCAUAUGGUGCCCCUGGUAAAGAUGCCAUCAUGGAUAUGAAUCUAAUAGCUCCCGAAAAAGGAAGUAAGGGUGAACGUGGUUAUCCUGGUGCCGCAGGCCUUAAAGGAGAGCGUGGUGAACCUGGAACUCCUGGCGCUAACGGACAAAAGGGUGAAAUUGGAAUGAAGGGCGACAAGGGCUUCCCCGGUCCACCUGGUAGUGAUGGUCUUCCUGGUAAUCCAGGCAGAGAUGGUCAUGAUGGUAUGCCUGGUCGUAGCGUAAAGGGCGAACCUGGUACUGCUGGACGUGAUGGCGACAAAGGUGAGCCAGGUAUUGACGGCUACCGCGGUGAUAAAGGUGAUCCUGGUACCUGUGAUAUCGGUACUAUUACGUUGCCAGCUAAAGGCAGUAAAGGUGACCGCGGCGUUACUGGCAAUCCAGGUCCAAUGGGACUUACUGGUUACAAAGGUGAUCAAGGCAAUCCAGGCUUGAAAGGUGAACCUGGUCCACAAGGUCCCCCUGGCCCUACUGGACCUCGCGGUAUGACUGGUCCCCGAGGUGAUCCCGGCCCACAAGGUCCUAUGGGCGCUCCCGGCAACCCUGGAAGAGAUGGCAUGCGUGGUCCUCCUGGCAGAAAUGGAGUCCCCGGACAAAAAGGUGAACAAGGAAUUGCUAGACCUGGUCCCCCCGGAAGUAUUGGUCGUCCUGGUAUGCCUGGCCAAAAAGGUGAGAGAGGCCUUGUUGGUCCAUCGGGUCCCCCUGGAAUGGAGGGUGCUCCUGGUUACCCUGGAGAAAAGGGCGAUGCUGGCUAUCCUGGCGCUCCUGGUGCCCCUGGUUUUGACGGUCCUAAGGGUGAUAUGGGCCCAUUAGGACCCCAAGGUCCUCCUGGCCCACCUGGCAAACCCGGUGUUGAUGGCGUCCAAGGUCGUGAUGGCGCUAAAGGUGAACCUGGCUAUCCUGGUUUGGUAGGUAUGCCUGGUAUGAAGGGUGAAAGAGGUGCACCUGGUGUUGAUGGCAGUAAAGGUUUCACUGGUCUUACUGGACCUCCUGGCAAACGUGGACCUCCUGGACCUGCAGGCAUUCCCGGUGCAAAGGGUGAUCGUGGUGAGCGUGGUUUAACUGGCAAGGAUGGUUUACCCGGACCUAGAGGUCCCGCUGGCGCCCCUGGUAUGAUGGGCAUGAAAGGUGAUAUGGGACCAGUUGGUCCCCCCGGAGCAGAUGGUAUUCCCGGUCUUGAUGGCAUGAAAGGUGAUCGCGGUUUACCUGGUCUCGACGGUCCACGUGGUGAAGCUGGCGAUGCUUCUGAAAAGGGUCAAAAAGGUGAACCUGGUGCCCCUGGUCUGCGUGGUGAAAGUGGUAUGCCCGGUGCUCCUGGUAUGCAAGGUGAAAAGGGUGUUGCUGGUAUAGCAUUACAUGGACGUCCUGGAGCUACAGGAGAAAAGGGUGAUCGCGGUCGUGAUGGUAUGAACGGCAUGGAUGGUAUAUCCGGUGAAAAGGGUGAUCAAGGUAUGCCUGGUAUGACUGGACCUAAAGGUAAUAAGGGCGAGACUGGUCUACCCGGAGCCCCCGGACUCCCCGGAAUGGAUGGCAAACCCGGUCAAAUGGGUGCACCCGGUCCUAUGGGCCAUCCUGGUAUAAAGGGUGAUAGAGGCGAGCGUGGCUUCCCUGGCGUCAACGGAGCAAAGGGUGACAAGGGAGAACGUGGUACUCCUGGUUUCAAUGGUGGACCUGGUCCAAAAGGUGAACGGGGUUUAACUGGACCUCCUGGCCAUAAUGCCUCCCCCCUAACUAUCAAAGGUGAACGUGGUGAAAUGGGCGAAGCUGGUCUAAUUGGUCUACCUGGUCCAAUGGGUCUUAAGGGUAACCAAGGUGCUCCUGGUUUCAAUGGACCUAAAGGCGAUCGCGGUUUAGCUGGACCUCCUGGCGCACCUGGUCUGAAUGGCAUGCCUGGAAUUAAGGGUGAAAUGGGACCAAUGGGUGAUGUUGGUGCUCCUGGUCUAACCAUUAAGGGCGAGAAAGGUCUUCCUGGACGUACGGGCAAGAAUGGACGUGAAGGUGUUCCUGGCGUUCCUGGUCAAAAGGGUGAACAAGGUUUGAGUGGAUUGCCUGGUACCCCCGGUCAAAUGGGUGCUCCCGGACCAAUUGGUCCCCAAGGUCCUAAGGGCGAUCGCGGUCUUACCGGCGCCCCUGGUAGAGAUGGUGCCAAUGGUAUGCCUGGUGUACAAGGUAUUAAGGGUGAUAUGGGAUAUCCUGGUCCUAAAGGUGAUAUGGGUUUGCCCGGCAAUCAAGGACACAAAGGUGAUAAGGGUGAAAUGGGCAUGGUAGGUGCUCCUGGUAUGCCUGGAUUAAUGGGUCUGAAGGGUGAUCGUGGCAUGGAUGGUAUGGAAGGCUUGCCAGGCCAAACAGGUCCUCCGGGCGAGAAAGGUUUCCCAGGUCCCGCUGGCCGCGAUGGCCGUGAUGGCACGCCCGGCAUAAAGGGUGACAAGGGUGCGCCAGGCAUGAUUCCUCCUCCAGGUCCCAAGGGUGAACCCGGCUAUCCAGGAAGACACGGUGAAAAGGGUGAUCGCGGCGCACCUGGUUCUCGCGGCAUGGUCGGAUUGCAAGGUGAACGAGGCGAAAAAGGUGAAAUGGGUCUCAUGGGCUUGACUGGCGCCGUAGGCCGUCCUGGCCCUAAGGGUGACCAAGGUCCACCCGGUAUCAUUGGUCGUGAAGGUGCUCCUGGUCCCAUGGGCCCUAAGGGUGAGGCAGGUUUGGCCUGCUCGCAAUCCGCUGACUAUCUCACUGGCAUUCUACUGGUCAGACACAGUCAAACAUCUAGCGUGCCACGUUGCGAACCUGGACAUGUGGAAUUAUGGAGUGGCUAUUCUCUUCUCUAUGUCGAUGGCAACGAUUAUGCUCACAAUCAAGACUUGGGUUCUCCUGGCUCCUGUGUACGUCGAUUCUCCACCCUGCCAAUGUUGUCAUGUGGUGCCAAUAACAUCUGCAACUAUGCCUCCAGAAACGAUAAAUCAUUCUGGCUGACCACCAAUGCCCAACCUAUGCCCAUGAUGCCACUUCCGGCACAAGAAGUUAGCAGCUAUAUAUCACGUUGUGUCGUCUGCGAAGCUCCAUCGAAUGUCAUUGCAGUGCACAGUCAAUCUUUGGAAAUACCAAAUUGCCCCAAUGGCUGGGAAGGUUUAUGGAUCGGUUACAGUUUCAUGAUGCAUACUGGCUCUGGCAAUGGAGGUGGUGGCCAAGAUAUGUCUUCAACUGGCUCCUGCCUGGAAGAUUUCCGCCCCGUACCAUUCAUAGAGUGCAACGGUGGCAAGGGUCACUGCUUCUUCUAUGACACAUUAAACAGUUUCUGGAUGGUAACUCUCGAAGACUACCAACAAUUCCAGAGACCCGAUAUGGUUACCCUUAAGGCGGGCAACUUGCAGCAAAGAGUCUCGAGAUGUCAAGUUUGUAUUAAGAACUCAUCAUAAGAGGAUGUUCAAAACACACACACACACAUCUGUAGCCCCUAUUCCCCAAAUCCCCUCCCCCCUCUACACAAAAAAUCUAUAAUAGCUACUUUAACAAUUCUACCAACAAUCCCACAAGUGCCAUUUUUAACAUACUCUCCACUGUUUUGUACCAGUUAUUUUUUUUUUUUACUCUUAUAACUAUUUUUUAAUUUUUCGCAACCAAUUCCUUAAAAAGAGCCUUCAACUCCCACUCUUUGUUGCUAGCUGGUGGCAACUAUCCCCCCAGCCAACAAUCCCAGCAAACAAAUUCUCCCAGUAAGCCAAUCAAUACAAGCAACAUUCUAAUCUGCCAUUUAAACGAAUUUAUGAAAUUCUCUCUCUUUUUUAAACGUUUUUUUUAAUAAAUGUAAUGUUUAGUCUCUUAAACUUAAGUAACAAAAUGAAAACCACACACCAAAACCAAUGACAAAUAAAUAGAUAUAAAAGAAAAUUUUACAUAUAAAAGAAUUCCAAUAAAAAAGUUGAUAAUGAAAUGCAAACGAUUUUUUUAAAGAAAAAGAAUACUAAGUUUAAUACACCCAACGAACCCAAAAAAGCCCAGUUUCCAAAGAUGAGAUGAUACUAAAGUGUAAUAUGAUACAAUCCUUUUGUUUUUUGAUUUUAAAAAAACUGCCAUACUAAUUUUAAUUUAUAAUGCAUAAGUUCAUUAUGUAUAAAAUUGUAUAAAAUUACACAAAUAAACAAAAAAUAAAUAUGUUACAAAAACCAAAA